Messenger RNA from Lineus longissimus, 1161 nucleotides. RefSeq lists its product as uncharacterized. The transcript is spliced from 2 exons. The record is from RefSeq and is a predicted model, not a curated record. The coding region runs from base 1 to 1161 and encodes 386 amino acids. Lineage: Eukaryota; Metazoa; Nemertea; Pilidiophora; Heteronemertea; Lineidae.
AUGGAGAAUGCAAAACCAGUUGGGGAGGAAAAGGAGCAACUGCUUUUACGAGCUCAAAUGGAUGAACUUCUUAAGGAACGUAAAAAUGAACUCACUCAUUUCCUCAGCUGGAUUUUUACUCACUAUAGCCUCAUCAUGGAUAAGGAGAAACCUACCACAUCAAAGGGAUGGGCAAAAGUGUUUGGGGCUGGUGGCGAAUAUGGUUUGCUUACAUCACAGGAUUACAAAACCAAGUUGCACUUUCUGUUUAAUGCCAAGGAUUAUUCCCAGAUUCAGCUCAAGUGUGCCACUAGGAUAGCUCGGAACGUUAUUCAUAAAAUUGUUCGUACAGACGCUGCUAAGGUAAUAGAAAAGCAGGUGGACGACAUUCAGGUGGUGAGAAUGAUGCCAGAAUCUAUGGAUGACAUUGAUGGUCCGAUGCAGGGGAAGAUUCGUUAUAUAAGGGGUGCAUGUGUAGCAAAAUGUCUCUUCAAAUUAGGCCAAAGUGUCCGCAGGUGUAUUGGCAGGCCAACUGAGAGAAGAGUGGCGUACACGCAGAGGAGUAUCUUGUCUCAGUUAAAAGUGAAAGAGCAAGACAUUUUUGCUUCAUCAGAAUUCAUGGACAGCCUUGAGGAAACUGCCUUUCGACAGGGUCCGGGUCGCCAACUGGUCAAUAUUUCUGAUGAAGCAUUUAAGUUCUUUUGUGAUCUAUUUCUUUUGUUAGGAAGGACAUUCUCUCCAGAAAGGUACCAUAUUUUUGGUGAAAAUCUCCUUGCAAUUGCAAGGAACACUGCUCAGGAGAAUCAGAGUCUAAUGCAUAAGUGGUUCACUUUAUUUGAUUUUAUUACACCACAUGAUGAAGCUGAAGAUGAAGGGAUGGAAGACAUGUUCCUUGUGACACUCAAUGACCUUUACUACAGCAUUUCCUAUCACUUCACAAGGAUCAUGUUCAAGGAAAUGCUAUUCCUCUUGAAAGAAGACCUGCCUCGCAAGAAGAAGCAAGCUCUCUGUUUCCGUUGGGUCCAAAGGCUGGAUCACAAAAAAGACCAACCAACACUGAAGGCCACUGAUGUGACUGAACUUCAGAAAGAGGUGUGCAGAAUCAUCCGAGCAGGAGAAAUCUGUCAGAAUGAAGAACCACCACCCCCACUUUCCAGCGCCUUUGAACGUCCGGACAAGUAG